CGCGCAGUGCGGCGGAACGCGCUCCUCGCGACGCCGGCUGUGGCGCUGAGUGUCUGACGUUCGUGUGCCGCUUCGAGCCGUGCCGCUCGCGAGGAUGCUGGGCGCCGAGCCGGCGUGGAAGAGCUGCGGCCGCGGGCUGUGGAGGAGUUUGCGUCGUGCUGCCGGCGGCAGCCUCCGCGCUCUGAGCGCCGCCUCGUCCUCAGCCCGCGGAGCGGCGCGGGGUGGCGGUGCUCCUCCGGCAGGUGCCAGUAAUGUAAAGCCACUGGAUGGUGUGAAAAUUCUUGAUUUAACAAGAGUGCUUGCAGGGCCCUUUGCCACAAUGAAUUUAGGAGAUCUCGGGGCUGAAGUUAUCAAAGUGGAAAGACCAGGAACUGGUGAUGAUACAAGAGCCUGGGGCCCACCUUUUGUUGGAACAGAAAGUGUUUAUUUUCUCAGUGUCAACAGAAAUAAAAAGAGUAUAGCUAUCAAUAUGAAGAAUUCAAGAGGAGCAAAGUUGAUCAGGGAGCUUGCAGCUGUAUCUGAUGUUUUCGUGGAAAACUACAUCCCUGGGAAACUGGCUGAAAUUGGCCUAGGUUAUGAAGACGUUGUAAAGAUUGCUCCUCACAUAGUAUACUGUUCAAUAACAGGUUAUGGACAGACGGGUCCAAUGGUUCAGAGAGGUGGAUAUGACUCCAUUGCAGCUGCCAUUUCUGGUCUCACACACAUCACAGGGCACGAGGGUGGUGAACCAGUUAGAGUAGGAGUAGCCAUGACAGAUCUUGCUACUGGCUUGUAUGCAUGCGGAGCAAUUAUGGCUGGCUUGCUUCAGAAGCAUAAGACGGGGAAAGGAAUGCACAUUGACUGUAAUCUCUUGUCAUCUCAGGUUGCAUGUCUUACUCAUGUAGCAGCUAAUUACCUCAAUUGCAAAAUUGAAGCUAAACGCUGGGGUACAGCUCAUGGCAGUAUUGUUCCAUAUCAGGCUUUUAAGACUGAAGAUGGUUACAUCGUGGUGGGAGCUGGAAAUGAUCAGCAAUUUGUCACUGUGUGCCAGAUCCUGAAUCUGCCUGAAGUCAUUAAGGAUUCCAGAUACAAAACUAAUGAGCUGAGAGUCCAGAACAGAAAAGAACUUAUUGACAUAUUGUCAACUCGGUUUUCAGAAAAAACAACAGUCGAGUGGUUGCAGCUCUUUGAAGGCAGUGGAGUUCCAUACGGUCCAAUCAACAAUAUGCAGCAGGUAUUCUCGGAGCCUCAGGUGCUGCACAAUGGACUAGUAAUGGAAAUGGAUCACCCAACAGCUGGGAGGAUAGCUGUUCCAGGGCCAGGUGUAAGAUAUAGUGAAUUUGUUGUGUCACAUCCCAAACCACCUCCACUUGUUGGACAGCAUACAGUGGAGAUAUUGAAGGGCAUGCUUAGGUAUGAAGAUGAUGCCAUAGAAGAACUGCUCCGCGCUGGUGUUGUGGCUCAGCAUGAGGUCAGAUAAGGAACAUUAGCUACAUUCCUUCACACUGAGCUCACAUAGCUUUGUCCUCUCUUUGCUCCCUUCAGCUCCCCUAAUGGGACUCAAAGAGAAGACAAAAUUUAAUUCUUAAUUUACUUCCAUGUGCGUUUGUAUGAUUUUAACACUGAUGUAUCAAAUAAACAAUUUCAUACUGUCCAAGCGAAAGGUUUUUUUGGGGGAAGGAGGGUUAAAUAUAAUUAUAUGGCCCUAUGUGGCUACUCAUUUUCUGUAUAUCAUAUGGGAAAUGGAGUUCUUAUCGUAAUUACAGUAAUUGCCUAAGUGUUUGUCCCCAGAAAGAUAUUAUGUUAGUGAAAAGAAGCAGAAAUGUAGUAAUUCUUGUACUAGACUCUCCCUUUGCAGAAAGCUGACUUGCACAGUUACUUCAGUGGAAAACCAGCCGUGUACAAACUACUGGUUGAUCUAAUUGAUUCUGAACAGAACCGUCAGUCAUGAACUUUUCAUCUCUAUUGUAAAGCGCAGGUAAAGCGACCACUGAAAAAGUCUUCUGUUCCCUGGUAAUACCAAUUACUGGCACGUCUUCAUAUUACAUUGCAUGAUCAUGACAAACUGAACACGUUAACAGAAAAAAAGCUGGAACCGAUCCAGUUCUUCAGUUGUGAAAUGAACCUCUGAUUGAGAGAUAAACCAUGAUUGAAUUCUCUUUUGUAAUUUUAUUCAAGAAGGCCCCAAGUGCUCUUUAAUUAAUUGAUCCACACGAAAUUGCAUGCCAAAUGUCAUAUGCCAGAACUUGCCCAAGUUUUUGGUCUGGUUGUGUGAGUAGGUACUGAUAUUUAUCUCUGACACUAGAUGCCAUCCAAAAUGCCUUUCACUGUGAAUAAAACAUAGCUUAAAUACAAAUCUCUGCAAAUCUUCUGUCUUAGUCCCACCCAUGUGAUUAUAACAUGGUCAGAGUAGAGUAACCUUCAUCAGUUAGUAAUACCAUAUCCUGUAGUAGGGUUGUUCUGUGGGGUAAGGCACCUUGUAUUGUGAGCAGGUGAAAAAAUUUGAUCCACUCCAAAUAGUAAGGAAAAAAUUAAAGAAGACCCAUUUCUUCUAUACAAACCAAUUUGGCUGUACUUCACUCACAGAAGAAAUGCCAUG
Messenger RNA from Phasianus colchicus (ring-necked pheasant), 2578 nucleotides. It is a transcript of the gene SUGCT, whose product is annotated as succinyl-CoA:glutarate-CoA transferase. Gene Ontology annotation, molecular function: succinate-hydroxymethylglutarate CoA-transferase activity. The record is from RefSeq and is a predicted model, not a curated record. Gene Ontology annotation, cellular component: mitochondrion. NCBI's taxonomy places the organism in Eukaryota, Metazoa, Chordata, Aves, Galliformes, Phasianidae.